This is a messenger RNA of Ostertagia ostertagi, 1062 nucleotides long. The record is from the annotation of a GenBank genome assembly. Lineage: Eukaryota; Metazoa; Nematoda; Chromadorea; Rhabditida; Trichostrongylidae.
AUGCAGAUGAACAAUUCAUCGAACAGUCGCAAGCGUCCACUUGCAGACGCUACAUUGGAGAUGAACACUCCCAAGAGGGAGUAUUACCAACCGUUCCAUCCAUAUCCUUAUAUGAAUAUGAUGCAGAUGCACAUGAAUGCACCGUACACUCCGUUCAGUUGUUCACCAAUGAACUCUUCGGUUUUGUCUUCUACGUCCAGCAAUGAUUCCGGAAUUAAUGCAGAUGCACAUGAAUGCACCGUACACUCCGUUCAGCUGCUCACCAAUGAACUCUUCAGUUUUGUCUUCCUACGUCCAGCAAUGAUUCCGGAAUUAGUGAGUGGUAGCACUGGAUCGUCGAGUUGUGAGAGUACGCCAUCGACUUCGACAGAAACGAAAUCAAUCAAAAGGGACGAUGAAGUGCUAUUCCAAGUACCCAGUCGGCUGAACCACAUCAGCAAGAAUAAAGUCACCCUGGCCGAGCUGAAACGUCGCAUCGCCGCCCCGGAAUGCCUCAACAGCAGUUUCCUUGGGAUCUACCUCAGACUGGCUAAGACGAAAGAGGUUGGAAAGGAGCUGAGAGACAACCUAGCUAAGCAUGGAAUAUCGCUGCCGUCAGGAAGAAGGAAAGGCAUUCAGAACACCGUGUUCACCUGCUUGGUUGAAGAGGAAGCCACACAACUCGGACGCGAUAUGCACACACUCGUCCAGCAGCACUACCCUGUUCGACCCCUUAUCGACAUGGCAGCACGAAAAUCGGUCAGCCAUCCGGAAGAGAGGCGGCGAGAUCUCAUCGGAGCGAUACGAAUUUUGGACGAGUUGAAUGGAAUGUUCACGGAACUGCAAACGCCGUUGGCGACACGGAUACAAAACAAUGUACCCAUACAUAAUGAACUUGAAGUCGGGAUGAACCACUUCAGUCUGAUCACGCACACAUUUGGACCGAUAAACCAGUCCACGUGGUGUAAUGCAUUUCUUAACUAUGCUAAAAUGUCACUAGCAAUGUAUCAAGGCCGAGGGAUGGAACAGGCCAAUCCACAGGUUAGUCCAACCAGCCUUGUUCAUACAUUAUCGGUAGUUUGA